AUCCAACCUGAUGGGAACCAAGUUCACAGUGUUUGACAAUGGCGCGAACCCCGACAGGGCCAAUGCCGACUGGUCGAACGUGCGGCAGGAGCUCUCAGCCGUGGUCUACGAGACCAAUGUUUUAGGGUUCAAAGGUCCCCGGAAGAUGACAGUCAUCAUCCCCGGGAUGAAUGCCGACAAUGAGAGGGUGCCUAUCCGGCCCCGAAAUGAUAACGAUGGCCUCCUGAUGCGAUGGCAGAACAAAAACAUGGACAACGUGAUUGAGCUGCACAACAAGGCGCCGGUGUGGAAUGACGAGACCCAGUCCUACGUCCUCAACUUCCAUGGCCGGGUCACCCAUGCCUCUGUCAAAAACUUCCAGAUUGUGCAUGGCAGUGACCCCGACUACAUCGUGAUGCAGUUUGGGCGCGUGGCAGAUGACGCCUUCACCAUGGACUACAACUACCCGCUCUGCGCUGUGCAGGCCUUCGCCAUCGCUCUCUCCAGCUUCGACGGGAAGCUGGCCUGCGAAUAG
Molecule: messenger RNA, 514 nt
Organism: Balearica regulorum gibbericeps (East African grey crowned-crane)
Lineage: Eukaryota; Metazoa; Chordata; Aves; Gruiformes; Gruidae
Source: RefSeq, a predicted model, not a curated record